Physella acuta is the source of this 381-nucleotide messenger RNA. Its product is annotated as pro-resilin-like. The record is from RefSeq and is a predicted model, not a curated record. Lineage: Eukaryota; Metazoa; Mollusca; Gastropoda; Physidae.
AUGGGACCAGCAUAUGGCGCCCCACAGUAUGGGCAAAACGGCUACGGCGCCCCACAGUAUGGGCAAAACGGCUACGGCGCCCCACAGUAUGGGCAAAACGGCUACGGCGCCCCUAAUGGACAAAUCGGCUACGGCGCCCCUGAUGGGCAAAACAGCUACGGCGCCCCUAAUGGGCAAAACGGGUAUGGAGCCCCUAAUGGGCAAAUCGGUUACGGCGCCCCUAAUGGACAAAACAGCUUCGGCGCCCCUAGUGGGCAAAUCGGGUCUGACGCCCAUAACGGGCAGAACGCCCACAGCGGCCACCAACAAAACACCCCAUCUACAGACGUCAAAUCACCCGCUGACGUCCACCUUCAAGACAUAACUAAAAACAAUAAUUGA